AGUUCGAAGUGAUCAUUCGUCAUGGCCCGUACCAAGCAGACCGCUCGUAAGUCCACCGGAGGAAAAGCUCCUCGCAAGCAGUUGGCCACCAAGGCUGCCCGUAAGAGCGCUCCGGCCACAGGAGGAGUCAAGAAGCCUCAUCGCUAUCGGCCAGGAACUGUUGCCCUGCGAGAGAUCCGUCGUUAUCAAAAAUCGACCGAGUUGCUGAUCCGCAAAUUGCCCUUCCAGCGUUUGGUUCGUGAAAUCGCACAGGACUUCAAGACCGAUCUGCGUUUCCAGAGCUCAGCCGUCAUGGCCCUGCAGGAAGCCAGCGAGGCCUAUCUGGUUGGACUGUUCGAGGACACCAAUCUGUGCGCCAUCCAUGCCAAGCGAGUGACCAUUAUGCCAAAGGACAUCCAGCUGGCUCGUCGUAUCCGAGGAGAGCGUGCUUAAGUUGAUUUCAAAUGAGAUAAAGUUCAAACGGCCCUUUUCAGGGCCACAAUUAUUUUUAUAGAGUUUAUUUGGAAUACUUUUCAUCAAGUUUUGCUGAAUGUUAUUGAGAGUCAAUGUGGUGCUCUGAAAAAAACAUUUUUGGAACGGUGCAGGUUAUAUAAAUAACGAUAAUGAAAAAAAUAUAAACUUAGGCAGGGAAAUAUCGUUUUUCUACAACUUUUUGAACGUAUAAAAUCGCAUAAGGUGUAAAAGUCUUUCCUAAGAUAACGGCAAACUAUAAAUCGUUUCAUCGUUAAUAUUGUGUACCUGAACUGAUUCGAGCAACUGAA
Molecule: messenger RNA, 761 nt
Organism: Uranotaenia lowii
Lineage: Eukaryota; Metazoa; Arthropoda; Insecta; Diptera; Culicidae
Product: histone H3
Exons: 1
Coding region: 22-432 (136 amino acids)
Cellular component (GO): nucleosome
Molecular function (GO): DNA binding; protein heterodimerization activity; structural constituent of chromatin
Source: RefSeq, a predicted model, not a curated record